Molecule: messenger RNA, 1479 nt
Organism: Adineta ricciae
Lineage: Eukaryota; Metazoa; Rotifera; Eurotatoria; Adinetida; Adinetidae
Source: the annotation of a GenBank genome assembly
AUGCCCGCUUCCGUUCGGAAAAAAGCUGGUCGAUCGUCACCAAAAAACAAACAAGCAGCAACAACUAAAUCGAAAAAACGUACACUCGAAGACGACAGUGAUCUUCACGAUGAUUUACACAAUGGAGAUAGCCAUCCACAAAAACGAACUAGGCCAGCACCUGAUGUCGUUCAUCUGACAAACGGUCAUGCAACAAAGGCCAAAUCGCGUGCAAAAACUCCUUCAGCAUCAUCCGUCGUCAAUGUGUCUUGUCCAUCGUUUUCGCUUUCAACGGCUGGUCAAGUCUUAGCUGUUGGUGAUAAUGGCAUGGCACAACUGGGUUUGAAAAGUGCGAUUAGUGAACGACAAAAUCCUCAACCAGUACCAUUACCUGAACUUGUUGUACAAAUCGCUUGCGGUCCGCUGCAUUCCGUUUGUUUGACACAAAAAAAUCAAAUCUAUACAUUUGGUUGUAAUGAUGAACAUGCAUUAGGCAGAGCGGAUGUCAAUGACGAAGAUGACGACGAAGCUGAUCAAUUUGGAUUAGUUGAUCUGAGUGGAGUUAUGGAUGUUAAUCAAGAAAAGAUUGUUCAAAUAGUAGCCGGCGAUAGUCAUACAUUAGUAUUAUCGGAUGCGGGGAAAGUUUAUGGUUGGGGUACAUUUCGUUCGAGUACAGCGGGCGUAUAUGGUCUCGUACAGAAAGGUGUUAUGGCAAAGACUCCUGUUGAAAUAGUUUUACCGGAAAAAAUUGUGAAAUUAGCAAGUGGUUAUGACUUUGUUUUGUUUCUCAGUGAAACUGGACAUGUUUACUCGUGUGGAAACGGUGAAACGGGUCAACUUGCUCGAUUAAAUCGUUACGCAGCCGAAGAUGGCCUACGCGGUGGCAUUGAUCGACUAAUCCGACCUGCACCGAUCAUUUAUAAUCGAAUGGGAAUUAAAGCAAGAAAUUUACUAUUUGACGAUAUUUUCACUGGCUCACAUCACUUCUUUUUGAAAGUACAUGGUCAUGAUUGGAUCUUAGGUGGCGGACUAAAUAAUUUUAAUCAACUCGGUUUACCAUCCGAUGAACCAGUUUAUUUUCCGACAUUUAUUCCAUCCCUCGAAGGUAAAAAAUGGGUGAAAUUUUCCGGUGGACUACAUCACACACUUGGUCUCACUGCAAAUGGUGAAGUAUAUGCUAUAGGCCGACAUCAUGAAGGUCAAUUGGGUAUUGAUCAAUUGACCGGACAGCUCACUGAACCAACAUUGAUCCCAAACCUAUCGGAUAUUGUUGACAUAUCUUGUGGCAAUCAUGUUUCAUUUGUGAUCAAUCGAUCUGGUAAAGUCUUUUCAUUUGGAGCUGGCACGUCCUUACAACAUGGUCAUGGUCAACAAGAUGUAAAAAUUCCGCGAAUGAUGUCAUCGAAAUACAUGGAUAUUAAAAUGGCUCUUAAUAUAGCUGUUGGCGCUCAGCACACCUUAUUUCUUACACAUGAUAACCCUAAAAAAGAUGAAAAUUAG